This is a messenger RNA of Aphidius gifuensis, 2757 nucleotides long. Its product is annotated as WD repeat-containing protein 75-like. Gene Ontology annotation, biological process: positive regulation of transcription by RNA polymerase I; positive regulation of rRNA processing. Lineage: Eukaryota; Metazoa; Arthropoda; Insecta; Hymenoptera; Braconidae. Gene Ontology annotation, molecular function: protein binding; RNA binding. The record is from RefSeq and is a predicted model, not a curated record. Gene Ontology annotation, cellular component: nucleolus.
UGUGUGUACAUAGUGCUAAUAGGUUAUAAACAUUUUUCGCACGUGGAUCAACUGAAAUAAAUAAAUAAAUAAAUAAAUAAAUAAAAAAGUUAUGCAUUCAUAAACAAAUUGUAUGUAAAUAAGUGAUUGUUAAUAUUUAAAAUUUAAAAAAAAUGCAGUUAAAAGAACCUCCAACUCCUAGCCAAGGUCAACGAUACAAGAGAUUUGGUGAUGAAUUGGUUGUGAAGAGAAAAGGUGGUGGAAGUAUCAUCGAUCGUCGUCCACUAUUUUCUAGUGAUGGAGAAAUUUUAUACGUUGUUUGGAAAAAUGUAAUACGAGCAAAUAGUACAAAAACAGGUGAUUUUGUACGUGAAUUUGAACCUGUUGAUAAUAAAAUAAUAGCAAUUACAUUUAAUUCAGAUAAUUUUAAUACAAUUAUUGGUUGUACCGAGAAUGGAGAACUUGUUAAUUGGGAUUCUCGUAAUGGAUUAAUUGUUAAAAAAUUAAAAUUUAAAACUCAUGCUGAUGCUAAAAUAAAAACAUUUCAUGUUGUUAAUUAUCAACGUGCAAAUGGUCAUCAAGUAUGUCAAGCUUUGCUAACAUAUAUUGUUGAAGCUCAUAAUGACAUUCAGCUAGUGCUUUGUGAUCUUGAUACAGGUGAUGCUACAAAGUCAACUUGUAUCAAACACAUUGCUGAUUAUUAUGUAGAUAUUAUUGGUAACAAUGGUAAUAAUUUGGUGGCAAUUGGUCAAGAUGUUGAUUUACAUAUUCUUCGUUUGAAUCAAAAUUUAACUGGUAUAUGGCAUAAAAUUGGUUUAACUGGACGUAAAAUAACAUGUGUUGCUGGACAUCCUGAAGAGACAUGUGUUGCAACUGGUGAUUCAAGUGGACGUGCUGUUGUAUGGUUUGAUUUAUUUAAAAAACAUCCAGCACAAGGAGUAUAUCAUUGGCAUACAUUGCCUGUAACUGAAAUUGCAUUUUCAAAAUCUGGUGAACAUUUAUAUACUGGUGGUAGUGAAUGUGUACUUGUUAAAUGGUCAAUUGGUAAACCAAAUAAUAAAACAUUUUUACCACGUUUACCAGCACCAAUAAAACAUUUAACAAUUGCACCAGAAAAUCGUUAUGUUGCAAUAUCAACAUUAGAUAAUGGUAUUAUUGUUAUUAAUCCAGAAAAAAAAUUAACAUCUGUUAUACAAAAUUUUACAUGGGGUGUAACAACAUCUAAAAAAAAUUUAUUUCCUGCUGGUUUAGUACUUGAUCCAAGAACUGGUAGUUUAGUAUUAAAUAGUAGAACUGGACAUGUACAAUUUUUUGAUACAAAUACUAAAAGUCUUUUACAUAAUAUUGAUAUAACAACACAAAAUUUAAUAACACAAGGAAGAAAUAUGAUUAUUGUUAAUACAGAAGUAACUAAAAUUGCAUUAAGUAGUGAUGGUACAUGGAUGGCAACUGUUGAAGAAAGAAAUGAUGGUAUAUCAAGUCCAGAAGUUAGACUUAAAUUUUGGAAAUAUAUUAUGGAAAAACAAAUAUAUUCAUUAAAUACAUGUAUUGAAUUACCACAUGAAAAUGGAAUAACAUCAUUAAAAUUUAGAUCAAAUACAUCACUUGAUAGUGAUAAUUUUAUGGUUGUAACAACUGGUAAAGAUGAUCAAUUUAAAUUAUGGGAUUUAGUUGAGCCAGAAUCAAUGUAUAAAACAACAAAAUAUUGGCAAUGUUGUGGAAUUGGUGAUUAUCGUAAUUUACCAUCAAUGGAUGCUGAUUUUUCAAUUGAUGGUUCACUUCUUGGUGUUGGUUUUGGUUCAUCAUUAACAAUAUGGAAUCCUGUUACAAAUAUACUCAAAUGUAGUUUGACUCACAGUCGUUAUUCACAAACAUUAAAACGUAUUGAAUUUGGUAAACAUGAAGCUUGUCAUUUAGUUGUUGUUGGAUCAUCUGAACAUAUUGUUGUUUGGAAUUUAUUAACUUUAACAAUUUCUUGGAGUGUACCAUUAAAAUUAGCUAAUUUAACUUCUGAUAUUAGCUCAGUAUACAUGGUUGCAUUUACAGAAGAUAAUAAUUUAUAUGUAUUUACACCUCAAUCAUCAGAGCCUAUUUAUACAAGAAAAAAUCUUUUAAAAGAUGAAAGUACAGUGAUGGGUGCUUGCUUUGUGCCAAAUACAUCAGAAAAAAAUACAUACAAUCCACAUGUUUGGCAAUUAAAAUCACAAUUAUUUUUCUUGGAUUCAAAUCAAGAACUUUUAACACUUGAAGCAGAAUCUGAAGCUGCUGUGUCAUUGGAAAAUCUUACUGUCAAUGGAAAUAUACCAUUAACUGCAUUCAGUAGCCUAAUUGCUGAUGAGUCAAAUACAAAUGUAGAAAAAAAUGAUUAUUUUUCACAUGAUCAAUUUGAAAAAUCUGAAAAAAUGGUUGAUGAGUUAUUGACAGUGUCAUCACAUACCUUACCACCAAUAAGAAUGAUAUGUUCGCGAUUUAUCAUGUCGUUGAGGGCAACAAACAGUCGAGAGGCUGAAUUACGUCGACAAAUUUCAUCUAAUAAUGAUGAUUCAAAUAAUGACUCAGUUGCAGUUGUAAAAAAAGAAUUUAAAAAUGAAAAUAAAAAACCACAAUUUCAAGAAGAAUUUGAAAAAAAUCCAGAAUUCGUCAGUUUUAACUGGAAAUUUUUAGCUGAAAUAUACUCAGAUAAAUAAUGUCAAAAGAAAUGACGACGGGGGAUGGAAGGCAGGAAACCGGAAACCGGAAUUUAUAGGGAGAUCACGGACAAUAAAUUUUCAACAAAUA